CGCAAGCGGCUCGCGAGCCCUGGCAGUCCGUCCGCCAGCUCUCGGCUGCAAGGUGGUCGCCGCGGGCGAUCUCCACACGGUGCUGCUCAGUUGCGACGGGGCCGCCGUGGCGAGCGGUUGGAAUAUGCUCUGGGCAGUGCAGCGCUCCAGCGCUGCGUCAACAGCUCACUUGCACGCAGGUCGGCGCUGGUCGUUUCCACGCCGUCUUGCUAGAGAAGCGACGGGGCCGCCGCGGCCUGUGGCGCGAACGGAGAUGGGCAGGGAGGCCUUCCGACGCUGCCCGAGGGCCUCACUUACACGCAGGUCUCCGCGGGUCGCAGCCACACCGUCCUGCUCAGAAGCGACGGGGCCGCCGUGGCGUGUGGUGAGAAUGGAGAUAGGCAGUGCAACCUUCCGACGCUCCCUGGGGCCCUCACUUACACGCAGGUCGCCGCGGGUCGCAGCCACACGGUCCUGCUCAGAAGCGACGGGGCCGUCGUGGCUUGCGGUGCGCAUGUGGAUGGGCAGAGCACCCUUCCGCUGCAUCCAGACUUCAGGCUCGUCGCCGCAGGUGCUGACCACACGGUCCUGCUCAGGAGCGACGGGACGACCGUGCCCGCUGGCGGGAAUCUGCUCCGGCAGUGCGACAUACCGGCGCUGCCCGAGGACCUCACCUGCGAGCAGGCCGCCGCGGGCCUGUCGCACACGGUCCUGCUCCGGAGCGACGGAGCG
Prorocentrum cordatum is the source of this 711-nucleotide messenger RNA. NCBI's taxonomy places the organism in Eukaryota, Dinophyceae, Prorocentrales, Prorocentraceae. The record is from the annotation of a GenBank genome assembly.